AUGACAGCCGUUGAUGCCCAGGCCUUGCCAGCUGUAUUUCAACAAGCCAUUUCGAUUGCGCGAAAGCUAAGAGUCCAAUAUAUUUGGAUCGACUCUCUUUGUAUCGUCCAAGAUAACAAGCAGGAUUGGGAGUUGGAAUCAUCCAAAAUGUGCGACUAUUACGAGAACUCCUACCUCACGAUUGCCACAGCCGCCUCGCCGAAUUGCGAUGUCCCGUUUCUACGUCCCAAGGAGGAGAAAUGGCGGCCCGUUAAGUUUGCCCUUGGUGGAAAAGAGAAAAAUGGAGAGACCAUCAAUGCUCAACGAUCACCUUACACUCCUAAAGAACAAGGAAUUUUGUUCACGCGCGCAUGGGCAUGGCAAGAAGCUGCUCUAUCGAGUCGAACUAUCUACUUCACUCCUUCAGAGCUUAUCUGGGAAUGCCGAGAGCAUGUGUUGCCUCAACGAUACCUACCUGACCUGGAUAUAUCUGAAAAGCUCGAGUUUUCUAAACGAUUAUCAAUGAUCGAGACCAUGACGUUUGAUGGAGAUAACAUAUCUCACCUGUGGGAUUUAGUAGGCACGCUAGUAAGCGCCUACUCAUCGCGUCGCCUAACUGUCCCAACCGAUAAACUGCCAGCCCUGAGUGGCGUUGCGUCCAGAAUCCAGAAAAUGACGAAUAGUCGCUAUGUUGCCGGCUUGUGGGAAGAUAACCUCAUCUAUGAUCUUUGCUGGAGUAUACAUUUCCAGCCUCUUCAAUAUGUACCACCAACAUAUGUGGCACCGUCAUGGUCCUGGGCAUCAAUUACACAAGCCGCAUAUGCUGAAAUAUCACAAACCCGCGUGAUAUUCGAAUCCCAAUUCACUGUCCUGGAAACUCACACAGAGGUCGACGGAUUAAACCCCUUUGGGAGGGUGUCUAAGGGACAUGUUCUGGUCCGGGGAAGAUGCGCCUAUGUUGAGCUUGGAUGUGACAACCCUUUUCAGACGCAGGGCUACACCAUUAGCCGACUUGACGACAAGGAAGAUAAGUGUGCCUUCCUACCUGACUGUGUGCUUCAGGCCACUUUGGAUCCGUCUGGUGAUUCAAUACUUUCUCGAGCGCGAAAUGGCCAAGAUGUGUCCAAGUUCAAAGUGGAGGCUCUCUGCCUGUACUUGGGUGUGUCAACGCUUCGCAAUGAGUUGGACAUAAGAACGCGAUACGGGUUGAUCCUGGGACCUUCAGAGGAGGAAGGUGGAUCCUUCUGUCGGCUUGGUUUCGUUUUCUUUCAUGGUGACUGUACUGAUCUUUUUCAAGAGUCCUCUGAGAAAGAAUUUAGAAUAAUCUAG
Molecule: messenger RNA, 1308 nt
Organism: Pestalotiopsis fici W106-1
Lineage: Eukaryota; Fungi; Ascomycota; Sordariomycetes; Amphisphaeriales; Sporocadaceae
Exons: 1
Coding region: 1-1308 (435 amino acids)
Source: RefSeq, a predicted model, not a curated record